CCCCGCCUCCCUCGCCUCGCGGAGCCGCGCCGCCGGGUAGUCCGUGCGCCCGGUGCUCUGCCACCCCCGCCGCCCAGGAGCCCGGAGCCGAAGCCUGAGCCGGAACGGGUUGGGCGCCAUCAUGCUGAGCCGGCUCGGGGCGCUGCUGCAGGAGGCCGUGGGCGCUCGGGAGCCCACCCUUGACCUUCUGGAAGCGUUCGUGGAGCACUGGAAGGGUAUCACGCACUACUACAUUGAAAGCACAGAUGAACACACCCCAGCCAAGAAGACUGAUAUCCCCUGGCGGCUGAAGCAGAUGCUGGACAUCCUGGUGUACGAGGAGAGGCAGCAGGCAGCGGGCGAGGCCGGGCCCUGCCUCGAGUACCUGCUGCAGCACAAGAUCCUGGAGACCCUGUGCACGCUGGGCAAGGCCGAGUACCCCCCAGGCAUGCGGCAGCAGGUGUUCCAGUUCUUCAGCAAGGUGCUGGCCCAGGUUCAGCACCCGCUCCUGCAUUACCUCAACGUCCACAGGCCUGUGCAGAAACUUCUCCGGCUCGGUGGUACAGAUCCUGGAUCCCUCACAGAAAAGGAGGAGGUGCAGUUCACCACCGUCCUCUGCUCCAAGAUCCAGCAGGAUCCAGCCCUGCUCACCUACAUCCUGGAAGGUAAGAAGACUGUCGCUAAGAAAAAGUCGUCCAAAGAACCCACCACCUUGCCUAGGGUGACGGCGGCCAGUAUCGAGAAGAAGGACCACCCCCACAGUGAGGCUCCUGACAGGGGUCCCUGUGGCGCCCGGGCUUUGACCACCCAGCUGCCUGUUGAGACCUGGGAGCCCGAUGGGACUGGGGAGAGCAACCUGGUCACCUCACUGGUUGGCUUGUGCAAGAGCAAGAAAGGUCGUGUGGCCCUGAAGGCCCAGGAGAACCUGCUGCUCCUUGUUAGCGUGGCUCCCCUGGCAGCUGCCACCCACCUGGUACAGAGCAGCCCCUUUUGCCCUGCGAUUGUCGAGCACCUUUGCCAGCUGUACCAGUCCAUGCCCACCUUCCUGGACCCUGCAGACAUUGCUGCUUUGGAGGGCAUCAGCUGGAGGGUACCCAGUGCCCCGUCUGAUGAGGCUUCCUUCCUGGGCAAAGAGGCCUUGGCAGCCUUUCUGGGAUGGUUUGAUUACUGCGACCGUCUCAUCCAGGAGGCACACAUGGUGGUUGCAGAUGCCUUGGCGAAGGCCGUGGCCGAGAAGUUAUUUGUGGACAUUCUGCAGCCGCAGCUCCUACACGUGUCCGAGCAGAGUGUCCUGACCUCCACUGCCCUGCUGACGGCCCUGCUGCGCCGGCUCCGCUCCCCUGCGCUGCUUCAGGAGGCUGUGGCCUUCCUCCUGGGCACUGACCCGCGGCCUGCAGCCCCCGAGGACAGCCCCUGCACUCUGUGUGCUCAGCUCAUCAGGCACUGCGACCACCUCUCCGAUGAGAUCAGCGUCGCCACGCUGCGGCUGUUCGAGGAGCUGCUCCAGAAGCCCCAUGAGCACAUCGUCCGAAAGCUGGUCCUGUGCCACCUGGAGGGCCGCCCCUACGUGGCGCGGGGUUGCCCGGAGCCUGAGAGCUAUGAGGACACCCUCGACCUGGAGGAAGACCCCUACUUCACAGAUGGCCUCCUCGAUGCCAGCUUUCAGUCCCCUGCCAAGCCUGCUCCAGCCCCUGCCACCACCCCAGAUGGCAAGACAGCGGUGACCGAGAUUGUCAACAGCUUCCUCUGCCUGGUUCCUGAGGAGGCCAAGACCUCAGCCUUCCUGGAGGAGACUGGCUAUGACACCUACGUCCAUGAUGCCUACGGACUGUUCCAGGAGUGCAGCUCCCGAGUCGCCCCCUGGGGCUGGACCCCAGCUCUCACACCCCUGGACCCCCAUGAGCCCGAGCGGCCUUUCUUUGAGGGGCACUUCCUCCGGAUGCUGUUUGACCGCAUGUCCCGGAUUUUGGAGCAGCCAUACAGCCUGAACUUGCAGGUGACCUCAGUCCUGUCCCGGCUCGCCCUUUUCCCCCACCCCCUCAUCCAUGAGUAUCUCCUGGACCCCUACGUCAACCUGGCCCCGGGCUGCAGGAGCCUGUUCUCUGUGCUGGUCCGGGUAAUCGGGGACUUGAUGCAGAGGAUUCAGAGGGUACCCCAGUUCCCAGGCAAACUGUUCCUGGUGCGUAAGCAGCUGAUGGGUCACGUUCCUGGGGAGCAGCUGGACCACCAGACCCUUCUCCAGGGUGUGGUCGUCCUGGAGGAAUUCUGCAAGGAGCUGGCUGCCAUCGCCUUCGUCAAGUUCCCCCCACAGGGACCUCAUCCGUACCUCUCCCCACCCCUGGAAGGGCACAUCUGAGGCAGGAGCGUGGCGGGCGGGGAGGCUCCUGACCUCCCCUCCUGCCCGGGAGCUGCCUCCUGCCUGGCACAGCCGCCACCACCCUUCUCCUGGGCUGGGGGCCUGGCCCCUUCUCCUCUGUGUCCUCCAGGGACCUCUGCCUCUGCGGCUCUCAAGUCACCUCCAGGAGACCCUGCCUUGCUGGCUGCACCAGGCUGGGCUUCAGGAAGUGGGUCUCCCAAGGUACCAGAAGCCAAGGAGCAAAAGGGGUGGCCUCCCAGGCAGCAUGGGGUCUCCAGGGCCUUCUCAGUGGAGCUGGGUGAUGGCCAGGUGACCAUUGGAACCCAGACUCUCCUGUGUUCUGUACCUGUCUCUACGGGACACAGGGCCAAGACCUGUGACUCAGUUCUAGCCACAUGAGGGGAGUGAGCUGAUGGCUCCGAGGCCAGGCAGAACUGCAGAUCAGAAAGACGGGGCACAGGAGCCCUGUCUCUGUCACACUAGGUACCGGUGGAUGCUGCUAAGACUUGACAUUUUUUUCCUCCUGCCUUCUGGACUUAACCCUUGUGGAGGGGUACUGGCUGGUAGGGGUAGCCCACUCUUCUUCCCUGGCCCUCCUGGAGACUGUUGCAAAAUCCCAAACUGCCUCAUGGCAUAUGGCCAAAGCAUGCUCCGCGCCCAGGCGGGGGCAGCUGCUAAUGAGAACCUUGAUGCAAUUCCACCAGGGCGGGAGAGGGCCUGGGGAGCUGGGGGCUGGGUGCCAGGCUCUAGCUCCAGCUGGUUUCUCCCUGGCGCCUUCUGAACCCGUCUCAGCAGGUCCACAACACCUGGGCAGAGGGGCUUGAGACCAGGGGAGUCCAGGCCCAGCCCGCAGUGUUCUCGAGGGAAUGCUCUCCCUGGGGAUCUCGGGGUACAGGGGAGGCUGGGGCACCCACCUGGUGGCAGCCCCCAAAGCCUGGCAGGGAGGGGCUGGAGUCCAGGCAGCAGCCCCGGCGCUCUUCUCCCUGCGUGCCCUGAGUCUGGGGCUGCCACCCCACCCGGCCCGAAUCUGCCUCGACCUGCAGGAACACACAGGCGGCGCCAGGCAUUACCUCACAGCGGGACUGCAGUUGCUGGCUUUGCUCCUGGGCAAGGAGGAGCAGGCCAGAGCCCCUUGCGCUUCCUUUUCCUGCCCAUGCCGCUUCUAGAAGCCAGCCACAGGUUGCCAAGAGGUGACAUGAAAGAAGAGGAAACUUGGUGACCUCUACCUCUCCCGCAUUCCUCCCAGCUGGGGAGGGCUGAGCUGCUGUGCGGACGGACACUGGGCGUGUAUGUGCAGGCAUGCACGCACACAUGGGUGUCGGCGUGGGACAGGAGCAGAGCUCAGUGGGCAAACUGGGUCUGGACUCUCCGAUUCUGAAGAUGCUCGAGUGUCCGAGUCACAGACACUCCCAGCCUUGAUGUGCUUAGGCGCUCCUGCAGUGCUCCCCCACCCCAGACACCACGGCAAUAAACAGUGUGGUUGUGUGGACACA
Artibeus jamaicensis (Jamaican fruit-eating bat) is the source of this 3828-nucleotide messenger RNA. RefSeq names its product FHF complex subunit HOOK interacting protein 2B (gene FHIP2B). The coding region runs from base 122 to 2335 and encodes 737 amino acids. NCBI's taxonomy places the organism in Eukaryota, Metazoa, Chordata, Mammalia, Chiroptera, Phyllostomidae. The transcript has 17 exons. The record is from RefSeq and is a predicted model, not a curated record.